Molecule: messenger RNA, 1971 nt
Organism: [Torrubiella] hemipterigena
Lineage: Eukaryota; Fungi; Ascomycota; Sordariomycetes; Hypocreales; Clavicipitaceae
Source: the annotation of a GenBank genome assembly
AUGCCCGCUCCAGCUCGCGCUCAGGGCCAGCAGGGCGCCCAGGCCCAGGAAGGCGGAAGUGGCUUUAGCAUGAACCGUCUCAUCCUCGGUGGUGUCUUCUACUUCGGUGUCAACUUCCUCAUCUCUUGGUACAACCAAAAGUCGCAGACCGGCGUGCCCAUGACCGACCCCUCGACCGGAAAACAAGUCAUCGUUCCAGGCCAUACCGGCGAUAUUCCUCCCUUCUUGUUGCGUCCUGACAAGCUCGAUGACGGCGCUACCUUUGCCGCCGUGCCGGACAAGAUCGCUCCCAUCUGGCCUCAGGACAGCCACCUCGAUAUUACAAUCACGCUCUCCCCCUCGCCCCAACCCCGCCCGAUCUCGCAGACGCCCAAGGAAUACAUUGUUCUCCAGGAGAAACGCUUCCACAUGAACAACUACUCUGAUACUCGCUCCAUUGAUACUUCUUUCACGGUGCCCAAGGAGGUGCAGCACAACGGCACUCUCUGGGGCCACUUCUACGUUGGUCUUCCUGGCAGCAACCUGGAUCCUCAGCAGCCCAACUUCGACACUAGCAAAGCCUACCAUUUCGCAUACCCGCUCACUCAGUAUCUCCCCAAGAAGAAGGUUGCCAAGACCCGUAACCUCCUGGACAGCAAGCAGGAGGAAGAAGAGGAAGUCGAGGAACCUGAGGGCACCGUCAUGGCCAACUACUACCACCCCAACGCCAGCUUCUCGCUCAUUCCGGAUGUUGGUGUUAAGCAGCUGAGUACUCUCCCUCCUGCCAUGUCUCGUUUCAUCAGCCUCGAAGCCACUCGUGCCCGUGACGGCACUGGUCAGAAUGGCUGGUACUACCCUUUGGUCUUUGUCAACACCUUCUGGCAGCUUACGAGCCACAUGACACUUCUCAACGACACUGUUACUGAGCUGCCCCUCCACAUCGACCUUAGCAACAUGGCGGCCUGGAAGUUCACCCUCAUGUCCAACAUUGAAACCAACUCCAAGGAGAACGCACGACAGGCUGCCUUUGGAAACCCCGUCCCUGGAACCGGUGACGGCUCGGAGAUUGAAAUGGUCAAGGAAAUCUUCAUUGACACCAACCCUAUCUUGCUCGGUAUCACCGCCAUCGUGUCUGUAGCUCACGUUAUUCUGGAGACGCUUGCGUUUGGCUCCGACAUUGCUCACUACCGCAAGAAGAAGGACAAUGUCGGUAUCUCUGUCCGCUCCAUUUUGGCCAACAUCUUCAUGCAGGCUGUCAUUUUGCUCUACCUUGUCGAUAACUCGCAAAACACCAGCUGGAUGAUUUUGGGUGGCCAACUUGUCGGUAUUGUCAUCGAAUUCUGGAAGAUCACCACGGUUGUCGAUGUCGCGUUCAAGCCCACUCCUCCAGGUUCCAUUUUCCCCUACUGGAUUUUCUUCGAGGACAAGAAGAAGCUGACCGAGACCGAAGAAAAGACCAAGGAGUACGACGAGAUUGCCUUCAAGUACAUGUACAUGCUUGCUGUUCCUCUGCUCAUUGCCUACGGUAUCUACUCGCUCAUCUACGAUAGCCACAAGUCUUGGUACUCGUUCAUUAUCACCACGCUAGUCGGCUCUGUCUACACAUACGGCUUCCUGAUGAUGAUUCCUUCGCUCUACAUCAACUACCGCCUCAAGAGUGUUGCUCAUAUGCCCGCCAAGGCCAUGAUGUACAAGUUCCUCAACACCUUCAUUGACGAUCUCUUCGCCUUUACCAUCAAGAUGCCCAUUCUGCACCGUCUCGCUACCUUCCGCGAUGACGUUGUCUUCUUUGUUUACUUGUACCAGCACUUCAACUACAAGACGGACUACACCCGUGUCAACGAGUUUGGCCAGGGUGGUGACGAUGAGGACGAGGCCGAGGCCGUCGACAAAGCUACAGCAGAGGCCAAGGCAGCCACGGUUGAGGAUGUCAAGAAGGUCGAAGCGAAGGCCACUGGCGCCGACACUGGAUCAGCCACCAAGCGCAAGUAG